UUUGGGGCUGAGCUUUGGUCCCUCUGCUGACAUAACGUAACAACAAAAACAACUCGCAAAUUAACAAAAAUACAAUGAACAAAUGCCUUAAGUGCCAGCCCCACCACCGGCUAUUGCUUACCCAACUAACGCGCUGCUAUGCCGCCGCGGGGCCCGAGAAGUCGGCGCCCAUCAGUGGUAACGGCGGCCUGGCCAACAAGCCCGACCCGCAGGACAUAAAGUGUGACUACAUUGGCCCACCGGAUGCCCAGUCCAACCUGCGGCCCUAUGUGCGUCACUAUGACGACAGCGAGACGACGCUGGCGCGAAACCUGCGGCUCAAACGCAACGAGGUGGAGGCCUGGAAUAUGGACUUCUGGACGCGGCACAACAAGCGCUUCUAUGAGGAAAAGGACGACUUUGUGCGCCUGCACAAGGAGAGCGGCACUGAGGAGGUCUCCGCCGACCAGAUGAGCGAGUUCUAUAAGACGUUCCUGGACAAGAACUGGCGCAUUCACCUGAUGUACAACAUCUCCUGGUACCUCAAGAACUUUGAUAUCCUCACCUUGGCCGCCGGCGUGCAGCUGCAGCGUCUUGUGGCGCGUGCUAAACCACGAUCGUAACUGUAGCAUCGUAGCAUCCUAGCUCGUAGACUUCCCUUUGUUUAAUUGUUAUUAAAGUCUAGAACAUAAAGAAUUCCGGAGUUUAUGGAAGUGGGAUGGGGGGUGGGGUGGGAUUGAAACAUAC
Molecule: messenger RNA, 726 nt
Organism: Drosophila kikkawai
Lineage: Eukaryota; Metazoa; Arthropoda; Insecta; Diptera; Drosophilidae
Gene: Coa8
Product: Cytochrome c oxidase assembly factor 8
Biological process (GO): intrinsic apoptotic signaling pathway
Cellular component (GO): mitochondrion
Source: RefSeq, a predicted model, not a curated record